Messenger RNA from Habropoda laboriosa, 930 nucleotides. RefSeq lists its product as uncharacterized. The record is from RefSeq and is a predicted model, not a curated record. NCBI's taxonomy places the organism in Eukaryota, Metazoa, Arthropoda, Insecta, Hymenoptera, Apidae. The transcript is spliced from 4 exons. Bases 1 to 930 code for a protein of 309 amino acids.
AUGGAACGAUAUCAGUUGAUAUUUUUUAUUUUUAUUUUAUACUAUACUGGAAUAUUUAAGUGUAGUGUUUCUUGUGCUAAAUCUGAUGAACUACAAACACUUAUUUCAACAAAGUCCAACCAUCCUGAUGUACACAAUGAUUACCAAGAUUCGAAUUACAAAAUACAUUUUCGUAAAGAAUUAAAAGAAGAUAAUUUUAAUAUUAAUUUUAAAGGUCUGACUGAACAAUAUCGAACGUCACGUGGUGUAGCAGGAUCUAGACGACACCUUCGUGUUGGUGAUGCUCAUCAAGUUGCAAAUUAUUUUCUUACUGGAGGACCUUUAAAAGGUCAUGCUCAUUUCAGAAGAGAAACAAAUUGUGAUUCAAACAAUGAUGAAAACAAUGUAGUUGGAAUGAAUAAUCCAGUUAGUGAGGACAAUACAUAUCCAUCUGAGAAUGAACAGAAUUCAAUGACAAAUUUGUCUGAUUCCAUUGUUGGAGCUUCACAUAUUCCUGCAUUAUAUUCACCAUUUGGAGCUGCUCCUCUAGUUCAAGCACCAAAUUUAUACACUCCCCUUAUUAACAGUGUUUUACAUCCAGCUUUAAAUACAUUGAACACAAUGCCACAUUUACCACUUGGAAAUGAUUUAAUAAGUUCUGUGUUACAUCCUAAUUUACACCCACACAUUCAGGCCUUACAUGAUAUUCCUAGAGCUCUUUUAAAAACAGCUACUUUACCAAUACAUAGCUUAAUAAAUGCACGGUCCGAGCUUCGUAAUAUGUUACGCCCACAAGGUUCACUUCUUGGAAACACCAACAGAGCAUUACAACGUACUAAACUAAAAAAGAAUAGUAAGAAUAAAUUAAUGCCUACAAAUGAGCAAUAUUCACCUAUUUCAGGAUCACCCCUCACAAAUUACAAUAACAAUGUGCGUAGUAUUUUAUUGUAA